This is a messenger RNA of Labeo rohita (rohu), 2614 nucleotides long. It is a transcript of the gene cep57, whose product is annotated as centrosomal protein 57. Bases 135 to 1541 code for a protein of 468 amino acids. The record is from RefSeq and is a predicted model, not a curated record. Gene Ontology annotation, cellular component: centrosome. Lineage: Eukaryota; Metazoa; Chordata; Actinopteri; Cypriniformes; Cyprinidae. Gene Ontology annotation, molecular function: identical protein binding; gamma-tubulin binding; microtubule binding. The transcript has 10 exons.
CAACCUCUGCUUUGCGCGCUUGUAUUUUGUUUCCUGUUCGCAGGGAACAACAAAUUAACAACAAACAGAAGUAAAUAUCAUAAAAUGUGAGUGUACUUUAAUUAAAUAUGAUAUAAGAUUAAACCGGCGUUUUAAUGGACGCGAGCUCAAAACACUCCGCGGGACGAGAAAAGCAGGAGGGUGUGACGGCGCCCCUCAGAGGCCGACCGAUGUCUGACAGCGUGUCUCUGCCCUCUUACGCCGAAUAUCCCGCGGGACGUCCCUUCAUAAACGCACCCCUGCCCUUCACUAACAGACCCGUCAAAGCCUUUCCUGAGAGCAGCAGUGCAGCCAUUAUUUCUGCACUGAAGAACCUGCAGGAGAAGAUCCGUCAUUUGGAGCUGGAGCGAUGUGACGCACAGAAGAAACUCCAGACCAUCUCCAGAGAAUCCACACACUCGGACCACAGAGACGACGACAGACACAAAAACCACGAUCUGCUCUCUCAGCUGACUGCGGCCGAGACUCGAUGCUCGCGGUUGGAGAGACAGUUGGAGCACAUGAGGAAGACCGUGAGAAACACAGAAUCGGGCAGAACCGCUGUGCUGCGACGACAGGUGUCUCUGGAGCGUCUGGGUUCAGCGGAUCAAGCCGACGUUCAUCUGAAGCUGCAGAAGCUGGACAUGCUGGAGCAGGAGUAUCACCGGCUGACGGAGACUCAGAGCGCCGCUGAGAGGAAGAUCAGACAACUGGAGAGGAAACUACAGGAAGAGGAACAUCAGAGGAAGCUGGUGCAGGACAAAGCAGCUCAGCUGCAGACGGGUCUCGAAGCCAAUCGUCUGCUCAUCCAGUCUGUGUCUCCACAUCCACACAAAUCCAGUAGAAACAAACAGAAGAAACUCUCAGCAAAGAAACAUCCGUCGCACCCGCCGCCGCAUUACAGACUCAGUCUGGGAGACGUGCCGUUUGUGACCGGGACGUCGACAGGCUCCAGUCACUCUGUGCGAGCAAACGUCCAGCACGUCCUUCAUCUCAUGAAGCAGCAUCAUCCUCAGCUGUGUAACGAGCGAGUGCUGGGACACGCCUCCUCCACCAAUGACAGAGCUCGGCAGGCCGGCAGUAGCUCCUCCUCUUCCUCUUCCUGCGGUGAGGAGCUGUCAGAUCUGCUGCUGACGCUGCAGGACGAGUUCGGACACAUGAGCUUCGAGCAGCAGGAGUUGACCAAACAGAUCCAGUCGUGCGGUUCGGAUCGGUUACGGCAGGAUUUGGAGCGUGAGAUGGAAACUCUUGUGAAGAGGAUGGAGAAUAAAGGAGAACAGAUCGCUAAAGUCCGUCGACAUCAAACUCAGAUGGAGAAGUUGAGGCGACAGUGUCGUGAUCAGAGCGACGACGGAGGAGAGAUUAAAGUCACGACUACGGUCUCGAGUCGCGGUCGCUCCGCCGGGCCGGUGAAGGUCAAAGAGAGACCAGGCGAGCGCAGUCGGGACAGUCUGCGUCUGCUGAAAGACAUGCGAUCGCUGCAGACGUCACUGCGCAGCCAACGGCUCAGCUGGGAAUAUUGACGCACUCAUUAAAAGAAUGUCACAAAAACACACCAAGGUCAAAAGUCAGCCCAAAAUCAAAAGAAAGAAGAUUUUCAUGACAUUUCCAGUUUUGUGUUUGUUUUUUUUAAAAUGAUAUAAUAUUUUCCCCCCCCAUUUUAAUCACUCAAAUGCACAGUACAACAGAAAGAUUUUUUUUUUUUAAUUACAAAAUUGGCUUUAAAUUAUUGAAAUAAUGUCUUUUUUGUGAAAUAAGUUUUUUUCCUGAUGUUUGAUUGAUUUUGGAAAACAUUUGAUAUGAUGACCAGCUGAACUGAAUCUGAAUUUUCCCAGUGAAAGAUUCCCAGUAAAAUGCAGUUUUCAUUUGAUCUCAGCUCUUUUCAUUAGCAUUUUUCAGUUUGAUCACAUGAAGGGUUUAUUAUGUGUUAAGAAAUAUUUCCGGAGCAAAAUAACAAACAGACUGAACUUAAAAAAAAAAAAAAAUAACUAGCUGUUUCUACCUCAGAUAUCACCAAUAAUUCCUGUUUUCGUAACACUUUACAGUAAGAUCUCAUUAGUUAAUGCAUAAACAUGAACUCACAAUUAGUAAAUAUAUUUUUACAGCAUCUAUUAAUAUUAGUUUUUUUUCAUAUUUAUUUAAAUUUACAAUGCAGAUAAAACUUUUGAUUUUAAAUGUUUUUGAAUUUUUAAACUUGAAUUUUUAAACUCAAAUAUUUUUUAAAUUAACAAAUGGAACCUUACUGUAAAGUGUUACAUUUUUUAAAAUCUAAAUUAAUUUAAACUGAUUUAAACUGAGUUGUUUCAAUGAAUCAUUUCAACAUUCCAAAGCAUUCCAAUUUUUCUUUGAUAAUGUGUUAUAAUGUUUACAUAUUUCUGUUGGCAAUCAUUCUGUUUAUUCCCAUGAUGUGAGUGGUAUAUUUGAAUAUUACACAUAAAAUAUAUCAAAUGGAUUUUAUUUGAAAUGAGCAGCGAUUAUUAAAGCUGCAGUGUUUUUUAGUGUGUGUGUGUGAUACGCCGGUGCUCAGACUCUUGCUUUGUUUGAGAAUGACUUAAAUAUUUAUUUUUACAGCACUGAAUAAAAACAAAAUAAAUGA